Molecule: messenger RNA, 1137 nt
Organism: Opisthorchis viverrini
Lineage: Eukaryota; Metazoa; Platyhelminthes; Trematoda; Opisthorchiida; Opisthorchiidae
Exons: 3
Coding region: 59-874 (271 amino acids)
Source: RefSeq, a predicted model, not a curated record
CGGAAUCCCCUUCUUCCGACAAAAACCGACACCAUCCGCCCAGUACAAAGCUGUCCAGAUGAAGGAACUCAAACGAAUGAUACGGGCUGGUAAGCCGAGCUACGAACAGAUUCACAGUUGGCGAAAUUCAUUCGAGACACUUUUGAAUGAUCGCUUUGGAUUGGCCUUGUUUAAGGACUUCCUGAGCACUGAAUUCAGCGAUGAAAACAUUGAAUUUUGGAUUGCCUGUCAAGAAUACAAGAAAAUAACCAACCCAAAGAAGUUGGCAGCUCGGGCGCAACAAAUUUUCGAUCAGUUUGUUGCUGUUCAAGCAGUCCGAGAGGUAAAUUUGGACUCCAAAACGCGGUUGGAAACCGAAGCGGAAAUAGCAAACCCAACAGUUCACACCCUCGACAAUGCUCAAAAGCGAAUACAAGCCCUAAUGGAAAAGGAUUCAUAUCGUCGAUUCUUACGAUCCGAAGUCUAUCUGACUCUCUAUUCUGAGGCACGAGAAGUGGCAAAAGCAGUGGCUGCAUCUGCUCUCGCCGCGUCUCUUCAAGAGGCUAGUGAAGAAUUGGAGGGAGCAGUACUCAACCUGAUCACGUCCAGUUCGUCGACCUCUCAUUUUUCAUUCCUAUCCAAUCUGGGUUCAAACUUUAACGCAUCCACAGGAACCGGUCUUCAUUUGCCUGGCGUUGCCGCGGCUGCGGCCAGUGCAGAGGCCGGGAUGAACAGCGUCCAGGACCUGCAACUGUUGGGUUUGUCAACUUCCCGCCACAUGCGUAACAGUAGGAAAUCAUCUGCAACAGACACUUCGGCGAAACGAACCCCCAAAACUGAGUCCGACUCACACAGUGGCCACUCGAAUGCAUCCACCAGUGACCAGGCCAGAUAGCACAAUCAGAAAUAGUUCCAUCGGGACAAUGCUGUCAUCUUGUCUAAACCAGAAACAUGUUCAAAACCAAUUCAGAUUUAUUGGAAUUCAGGAGUAUCGUUUAUGAGGCAUCAGAAAAAAAUUGUCGAUAUUAACAAUAAAACCUUUUUAUAUCCUUUGAAUGAUCUUUUAUGAUUGAAACACUUAUGCAGCACAUGGUACAUGCAACAACUCUAUGACUGAUGUGUUUAGUUCCUGUUUUUUAAUGGCAAAUUACUUUUCUG